CCGACUCGGCCUGGUAACACGGUUGCUUUAUGACCAUUGAAUAAGCUAGAGAUCGUUCUAUUUCAGGCAAAUUGUAACAGAUGGCUUCUAAUAUAUAACAAGAUGCUGCCGCCUUUGAGACACCCUUUGUGUUGGGCUUUACCAAGUCGACUUAGCCGCCCUUCGUCUCUACCCUUCCUUUGCCGGCCGACUUGUUUAACUUCUCGACUGCAGCGUGCUGACGGUGCAACGAUUUCGACGGCGAGCACGAUAGAUACAGGAUUGGAAUUUGAAAUAAACCCCCAUACUUACACGAGCGGUCGGUGGUUGCGGCGUGACAGACUGGAGACUGAUUCGCGCUACAUCCAGUUCAACUUUGGUGCUCUUUGCAAAAAGGUUAUUGAGCUAUGCCCUGGAGCAAGUCACAUAAAGGCUUGUCGAAAAAUUGAAGGUGGCUUCAACAGAGUCUUUAUCUUCACCCUGGACAGCGCGAAGACCAUCGUCGCAAGGCUCCCGUUUCGGUUGGCAGGACCUGCGCAACUGACCACUCUUUCUGAGGUUGCUACAGUUCGUUACCUACAAACGAAGACGAAUAUUCCCAUACCAAGAAUUCUCGACUACAAUUAUGACGCCAGUGAUGAAACGAAUACUGUCGGUAGCGAGUACAUCAUCAUGGAACAUGCAACUGGCGUUCCACUACAUGAGAAAUGGCAUGAAAUGGCCGGCGACCAGAAAGUCAGGUGCAUACAUGCAAUCUACCGGACGAUCAAAGAAAUCGCCGAUUUGGAAUUCCCCGCUUUUGGGAGCAUGUACUUCGAGGAUACUCUUGGAUCUGCUCGCAAAGUGCCCUUAGAUGAUGGCUUUUGUAUUGGGCCUCACUGCGGUACUAGAUACUGGGGUACUAAUGUUGGCGAAAGGAGAUAUUAUCAUCACGCGAAUAUGAACACUGGCCCAUGGCUCACUAUUGACGAAUACUGUGAUGGCCUCAUUGACGCUGGUCUCUCACGAGUCCCUCCAGUAGAUACCGAACCCGAGAGACCAAUCUAUCAUGGCUCGCCUGAAACGCAUUUGGCUCUUCUAGAGCAUACCCGUCCCGUGCUAAAGCAGAUGGCCGCAAAUAUUCAAAUCAGUAAUUCCGCCACACCAUUAUUGUUCCACCCGGACCUGCAUAUGAGGAAUAUAUUUGUUUCGGAAGACAAUCCUUCUACUAUCACUGGCAUUAUUGAUUGGCAAGCAGCCAGCAUCGAGCCGGCGUUUUGGUACUCAGACGAGAUUCCUGACUUUGCAACGGGAAGUGAGAUAUGCACCGAAGCUUUUAAUCUUUGUUCACAGUUUUAUACAGCAAAACUCGCAAAUCCAAGGUUAAUGAAUGAUAACCUUUUUCGACCAUUCCUUUAUUGUUACAGAACAUGGAAGGAUGGCGCGGUAGCCUUACGCCACGAGAUGAUUGAGACUGCUCGGCUUUGGAACGAGCUAGGAUUUGAAGGUCAAUGUCCUUAUCCUUUACCCUCGCGAGAAGAACUUGAGAAACAUGAGAAGGAGUACAGACUUUUUGUGGCGGCACAGAAUCUACGAACUGAUUUAUCUAGCUUGCUAAAUGUCGCGUCGGACGGAUGGGUACCUCCGGAUGGCUGGGAAGCUGCACAGGCAGCCCAGAAGGAACUUUUCAAUGGGAUGUUGCAGGCUGUUUUGGAGAACUCAGAUUCAGAUGAUGAUGAGCCGGUAAGAGAUGAAAAGACUCUGAGGUCAAUCUGGCCAUUUGACAUGAAUCACAAUGACAACAGUUGAGAUCAGAAGGAAGGGACUAUAUGCAGCAUUUCAAUAUAUCUAUAGUCGAUUUCUGUACGUGUGGAGCGACGGCUUGUGGUCUUACGCUUGAUAUUUUGUAGAAACUCGACAUCUGGAAAUAGGUAAUAGGGUUCACUAAAUAGUCCACUAAGUCGAUAGAUGAGCAGGCAAAUGAUGGCUAGACGAGCACCAGUCGAUUG
Molecule: messenger RNA, 1967 nt
Organism: Paecilomyces variotii
Lineage: Eukaryota; Fungi; Ascomycota; Eurotiomycetes; Eurotiales; Thermoascaceae
Product: kinase-like domain-containing protein
Exons: 4
Coding region: 103-1767 (554 amino acids)
Cellular component (GO): mitochondrion
Source: RefSeq, a predicted model, not a curated record